Molecule: messenger RNA, 3687 nt
Organism: Camelus dromedarius (Arabian camel)
Lineage: Eukaryota; Metazoa; Chordata; Mammalia; Artiodactyla; Camelidae
Gene: KREMEN1
Product: kringle containing transmembrane protein 1
Exons: 10
Coding region: 167-1549 (460 amino acids)
Biological process (GO): multicellular organism development; Wnt signaling pathway
Cellular component (GO): plasma membrane
Source: RefSeq, a predicted model, not a curated record
CAGCGGGGCGUCACCGCAGCGCUUUAGGCGGGAGCCGAAGGAUAGUCUCUGCCUGGAGGAAUGCGGGGGAGGAGAGAGGCCCACGGCAGACCCCGAGGGUGGGCGGGGAAGACCUUGUGGAUGACAGGCUCUGACAAAGCAGAAAACAUGCCCCAGUUGACAAAGAAUGUGCGGUAGGAUCCGGAACCAGGCCUCAGUAUGCUGCCUCCCUCGUGGCUGCAAGAACUGGGGUGGUGAAAGGAACUUAACAUAUCCUAAUCUGUGUGUGCAAUGUUUCACAGCCAAUGGUGCGGAUUACAGGGGAACACAGAACUGGACGGCACUGCAAGGCGGAAAGCCAUGUCUGUUCUGGAACGAGACUUUCCAGCACCCAUACAACACUCUGAAAUACCCCAACGGGGAGGGGGGCCUGGGCGAGCAUAACUACUGCAGAAACCCAGACGGAGAUGUGAGCCCCUGGUGCUACGUGGCGGAGCACGAGGACGGUGUCUACUGGAAAUACUGUGAGAUUCCCGCUUGCCAGAUGCCUGGAAACCUCGGCUGCUACAAGGAUCAUGGCAACCCACCUCCUCUAACUGGCGCCAGUAAAACGUCUAACAAACUUACCAUACAAACCUGCAUCAGCUUUUGUCGGAGUCAGAGGUUCAAGUUUGCCGGGAUGGAGUCGGGCUACGCCUGCUUCUGUGGAAACAAUCCAGAUUACUGGAAGUACGGUGAGGCGGCCAGUACGGAGUGCAACAGCGUCUGCUUCGGGGACCACACCCAGCCCUGUGGCGGCGACGGCAGGAUCAUCCUCUUUGACACUCUGGUCGGCGCCUGUGGUGGGAAUUACUCGGCCAUGACUUCCGUGGUCUACUCCCCUGACUUUCCCGACACCUACGCCACAGGGAGGGUCUGCUACUGGACCAUCCGGGUCCCGGGAGCCUCCCACAUCCACUUCAACUUCACCUUAUUUGACAUCAGGGAUUCCGCAGACAUGGUGGAGCUGCUGGACGGCUACACCCACAACGUCCUGGUCCGUUUCAGCGGAAGGAACCGCCCACCCCUGUCCUUUAACGUCUCUCUGGAUUUUGUCAUCUUGUAUUUCUUCUCUGAUCGCAUCAAUCAGGCCCAGGGAUUUGCUGUCUUAUACCAAGCCGUCAAGGAAGAACUGCCAGAGGAGAGGCCCCCUGCCAACGAGACGCUGGCCGAGGUGAUCACGGAGCAGGCCAACCUCAGUGUCAGUGCUGCCCGGUCCUCCAAAGUCCUCUACGUCAUCACCACCAGCCCCAGCCACCCCCCCCAGACCGUCCCAGGAUGGACGGUGUAUGGCCUGGCAACACUCCUCGUCCUCACGGUCACAGCCAUUAUAGCAAAGAUACUUCUGCACAUCACGUUCAAGUCCCAUCGCGUUCCUGCCACAGGGGGCCUUCGGGAUUGUCCUCAACCGGGAGCAUCGGGGGAGAUCUGGAGCAUUUUUUAUAAGCCUUCUACGUCAAUCUCCAUCUUUAAGAAGAAGCUUAAGGGUCAGAGUCAACAAGAUGACCGUAAUCCUCUUGUGAGUGACUAGAAGAUCCCCACUCCGUGCCCAGGACACCAGACCCCUCUGAGUCCGAGGCCCCUGGAGACCACCUGUCCCGUGGUUUCCGCUGAUCGACUCUCCCGCAGCUUCUUCAGGGGCAGCGUCUAUGGACCAGGCAGGAGCUCCCUGUGGCCAGGCAGGCGUAGCCUGGCUUCAUCCUGCUUCAUCAGCUGCACUUAGGAGAGACUCAAGGCCCCGUGGUCCCCCCCUCCUGCCUCUCUCUCUAAUCUGGGACUGGGUGGGGGUGUUGGGAUAGUGGGGCUGGGAUGACAGAGGUGGCGUGUCCAGCUUUGGGCUCAGGUACGUUCCAGCUGACUGUCAGGGAGUGGGUAGGUGAUGCUUCUUCUCUGUUUUGUCCACACACAGAUCACUUUUUCCUGAUCUUUAUUGUUUGGAAUAGGGCCAGGUGGAGAGAUGUCUGAGGCUCUCCCGAGGGUUGGCUUGGUCCUGUACUUCUGGGCGUUAGAACCCCAAAGCAUGAUGGAGGCCCAUGCUCUGUGCUGACUCAGGUUUGCUCUCUGGGCUCUGGACGAGGAUGGGCCUCCUGCAACCUUAGGGGGCCUGGAAAGUGGAUCUGACAACCCCCACUCACAUCGAACCUGACACUUUCCACACAGGCUUCUUUCUGUAGCUUCUUCUCACAGCUUGGUGACCAGCAAAGCAAGUUUGAGGAGUGGUCAUAGAGAACAUUCAUUCACUUGUUCACACAGCAGACUCUGCUGAAAGCGUUCUGGGUGCUGCCUAACUCCCCAUGGGAAUGGGUUUGCCUGGCCUUUCCCCUGAGCAUCUCGUGGUCCUGCAGAGCCUGAGCCAGGCCCUGUCCCCAUGGCUCUAAGGUGACUCUCGGUUCAGAACAGGGAGUAUAAACAUUGUGGUUUAGCAUCCAGGCAGCAUCAUGUGAGGCGGGUGCCAGCAGUCCCUCCCUUAGUGUCCCUCAUUUUUAAAAAGGAUGAAAGAUACUCCCCAGCUUGUGGUCUCUGGGGCCUCUGUGCCCCUUCCUAUGGGGACAGGGUUUGGAAUGGCUCGGCCAGGAAGGAGAGGGCUCUUGUUCCUGGUCCCACACCACCCUGCCUCCCAGAUGGGGAGGGGAACCCACAGAGUGGCGUGCAAGGGGGAGGGUGGGUUUGGGAACUGGAGACCCUCUGAGGAAAGGCCUCCUAAGAUUGAGAGCUGCAGCUGUGGCGGCCGUGGGCUGUGUGAGUCGGUGCCACCUCCUGUUUAGAUGGCCCGCCGUCAAAAGCCAGCUUUGUCUACAGCAGCUGGGAACAGCACCUGUGCCUCCGAAGGCCAGGCCUGGGCUCUGCUGGAGCGUGGCUCUCCCACAGGCACUGGGCCUUGGGCCUUGCUUGGCCUCCUGCCUCCCCGAUUCCCUCUUUGGGGCACUUUGCCUGCCUGCCUGCCUCCCCGAGUUUCCAAAUGUGGCCUUCCCUAGGGUUCCGCCAGCAACCCGUCUGCGCCUGGCCCCCAGAAAGACGGGGCCAACCAGGAGAGAUGCUGGGAGCUGGCAGGUAGGGGGCAUUCGGGGGGAAACGCAGUGUGUCCACAGGAGGGCGGGGGCGCUGCCCCAGCACCGGCUGAGGCCACGGGCACCGAGCUGCAAGGCUUUCCUCAUGCUUUGAUCUGGAGAGGGCGUUACCCUGGGGCAGCUGUCCACUGGCCUCAGGUCUGGAGACAGGCCUGCUGCAUCCAGGGACCCCUGGAAUAUACUGCCAUGUGCCGUCUCCCCUCUAAGCUAUUCCCGGCCUGUAUGGAAUCUCCUCUCAAACACAAGUGUCAGGUGCGUGUGGUCACAAAGGGCCCCGUGCUGGGAAUAGGUCCUUGUGCAGCACAAAGGGAAUGUGGGAUUCCACCCGGGAGGGGCUCGCCUGACCGAGAGGCAGUUGGGCUUACUCUGACCACUGGCCUCUGGUGCGUCCCCUCGGCUCACCUGCCCACCCUGCCCUCCUCACACUUGGGUCAUAGUGAAGGGUCACUGUGUGCCGUCUGAGCAGCUGGAGCAGCCCUUUUUUGGAGGUCCCGGAAGUGCUGUGACCCCAGGGUGCUCCUUCCUGCCAGCCCUGGCACAGCCCAGUGCCCCUGGAUCCACUUACUGUCCCGAGAACAGCCCCGGGACACCUACACCGGCC